Messenger RNA from Myripristis murdjan (pinecone soldierfish), 7171 nucleotides. RefSeq names its product shroom family member 2a (gene shroom2a). Gene Ontology annotation, cellular component: cortical actin cytoskeleton; apical plasma membrane; apical junction complex. The coding region runs from base 395 to 5563 and encodes 1722 amino acids. The record is from RefSeq and is a predicted model, not a curated record. The transcript has 13 exons. NCBI's taxonomy places the organism in Eukaryota, Metazoa, Chordata, Actinopteri, Holocentriformes, Holocentridae. Gene Ontology annotation, molecular function: actin filament binding. Gene Ontology annotation, biological process: actin filament organization.
UCCUCACAGGGAGAUGUAACGUUAGCCGGUUUGCUAACAGUAGAUGGCACGCUUGCGCUUUGCCUUUGCUAUGCUUUAGCUCGCCCGUGGAUGGUGCUAGUAGCUAGCUUGGCUAAUUUAAACGCUCGUGUGUGGUGUGUGUUGUGUGUCGUUGUCGGUCAGUUAUCAUGGAGCAGGAUACAGACUGAAGUGCUUCGUUUAAAACAACGGGGGGAAAAAACAAACUUUUUACAGAAGAAUACUCAUAGAGCUACCGAGUGAGUUUGGUGAAAGUAACACUUAGAGAAAAACAAAAUGAAGUAUGUGUAAAGUGAACCGAGGAGAUAGCUGCUUGCCACCCCGACGAAGCAAUCUUGUUCACCGGGGCUUAUCAAGGAGUUGAAUUCCCAGUGCCAUGGAUACUGGAGGUUGUAGAAAUGACCCACGCUACACUGAAAGAGAGAGCCUUCGGCAUGUGGUGGAAAGAUCAGGAGAUCUGGAUCAGAGGAGCAGAGAUGAUGAGGGGCCAGGCUGGAGGUUUGUGGAUGUGCUCCUUUCUGGAGGUGCACCAUGGGGGUUUACACUCAGAGGAGGACGGGAGCAUCGAGAACCUCUGCUCAUAACCAAGGUGGAAGAGGGAAGCAAGGCAGCAGCUGUGAGUCUCCAGGUGGGAGACGAGCUUGUUAACAUCAAUGAGAUUCCCCUGAGUGGCUACAGACAGGAGGCUAUCUGCCUGGUGAAAGGCUCCCACAAGACCCUCACUCUGGUGGUGAAGAGGAAUAUGAAAAUGGUGGAUAUUGUAGCUCAGAAAAUGCCCUCAGAGAAUGACGUGCAUGUGGCAAGAAGCUUUCUUACGAAGAUUUUGCGAAGUUCUAUGAGGAAGAACUGCAUUAAAGGGCGGAAUGAACCCAUAAGUAGGCCUCACUCCUGGCACUCCACCAAGUUCAACGAAAACCAAUCAGAGACUGCCAAAACACAAUCUCCACCCACGCCAGUCUGGCACACAAGAUAUGAUGCAAGCUCAUCCUCAACUGAUCUCUCUACCAGCUGGGAGCAGACAAACCUGCGCAGAGUGUCUGACCAGUUCAGCUCUCUGGGCAGCAUGGACAGUCUAGAGCAUGUCUCUCACCCCUACCCUCCUGGUCAACUCUCACCAGCCAAGUCCAACAACAGUAUGGAGCACCUUGGAGGAGGCAAACGUGACUCAGCCUACAGCUCCUUUUCCACCAGCUCUGGCACACCAGACUAUACCCUUUCAAAAAGCAAUGCUGCCUCCACAGAGAAUGUGCUCUAUAAAGUUAGCCAGUGGGAUGCAGGGGGCAAGUACAACAAUAGCAGAAAUAGCCACAGCUUGAGUGAGGGAGUCAGACAGGAUGAUAGGUCGGGGUACCUCCAGAUGCCAGGAGGGAGCACCGGCCGAGAUAGUCCAAGGACUGAAGACCAAGCCGGCUGCCGUCAAUCCACUUCUAGUAGAGCUAGCUUUGGACCUGUUUGGCAUGUUCCUGAAAAAAAGAAGACGGCUUCACCCUCUCCGCCCCCACCUCCUCCACCUGCCCGCAGCGACAGUUUUGCUGCAACGAAGGUGCAUGACAGGGGACUGGUUAUAGCUUAUCCUGAGGGAUCUGAUUCACAUAACCCCUCUAAAUCCAGUGAGAAAGGAGUAGAGAAAAGAUUAGAGGCUUCUGGUCAUGCUAAACGCACUUCUGAAAGUCGCCGUAGCCACAUCCUACCCCCCAACGACGGUGACAAUUUUUACACUUCACCCGAUAACUCUAAUCACAACCAGUUCAACUCAAACAAGCAGUACUCCCUGUCUAGCACUGAUGUUCAGAUAGGUCAGCCACCCCAUGUUGACCAGCCCCACCAUCAAUGGCAAUAUGGUGACAAAAGCACUUUUUAUGCCCAGCCCAGGGCCGCAUCUGUACCAAAGCCACAGAACAUAAGUGGCUACUAUUGUGGUAUACAGGAACAGCCAACUAAUGGCUCUACUCAACACUAUGGUCAGAACCAGGGAAGGCCCCCCAGCGCUUCCUUUUCCAACACAGCCAUUGACCAAAUUCCUGAUAUCAGUGGACAUAGCCGCUACUACUGUGUUACAACAUGCCAGCCCACCCAGCCUAGCCCUCACACCCUGUCUGGAAAGGCUGAGGACAGGAAAAGUGCCAUAGGCAUGGACCAAGUACAGACUGGACAUGACAAGAAUUCUGUUAGCCCCCAGACAGUCACCAAAGCAAAGUAUCAUUUGCCUCAACAACAGCAACACUCCUCUCACAGUAAUGGAUACAGCAAGCAGGAUGAAAGUAUGUGCCAUAAACAGCCGCUAACAGUCAUUCCCCCUUCAGUACCAGAAGCCUCUGUACCUAAACCUACUUCCAAAGACAGGGGAAGCCAGAGAAGAAACAAUACACAAAAUGCAGAAACUCACAACCCAAGUUAUCCUCCUAGCAAACAGUCUGAACAGCGGAGAUCUUUGCCACUGCAACAAAGAGAAUUCCUCCAAGACUUAGGACAUCAGAGUCAAGUAAGCAACAAGAUCUGUCCCCAGGCAACUCCCAUGCUUCAUUCACUAUCUAUGGAGACCACAGGCCAAGAUGAAAAAGGCCCAAACUACGAGGAGUCUCUUGAAAGCAAGCAGGCAAGACGUAGUGACCGUUUCGCCACCACACUACGGAAUGAAAUUCAGAUGAGGAGAGCCAGACUGCAGAAAAGUAAGAGCGCAGCCACCCUCACUGGUGCUCAGGCUGAGGCUGAGGAAGACCAGGAUGUAUGGAAGUCCACAGAAAGCUCUACUCCUACCUCUUCAGAUAGCUCCUUCACUAGCACCUACAAAGAUAAUCUAAAGGAAGCUCAGGCUAGGGUGCUUAAGGCUACCUCUUUUAGGAGAAAAGACCUGGAGCCUGUCUUAUUGGAGCACCCUGUGGCUGAGAAUUUACCUAACUACCAAUCCUUGGUGGUGUCCCGUAAAGAUGUCACACCUGUACCAGCUAUCUCUGAGUCUAUAAUGAGUAAAUCAGGGUCUGCCAGUGGUCACGUAGCUCGCAUUGGAAGCCGAAAGCGUUUCCCAGCAGAAAAGAAGGGAAGGUCAUUCUCUGAACCAGACAAGAUCCAUGAAGUAGGAACGCAAGAUCUCCUUCCCAAAGAAAAUACAAAUUCUUUACUCGAUCAGCGGAAGCUAAUUGAAGCAACUGGUAAACCUGCAUUUCCCAAUCCUGUGCCCAUACAAGCCAAUCCAAACUGUAUGGAGGACCCCAGAGAGACCACAGCCAGAGUUCACGUCUCUACCAGUGAAUCAGAGGACACGCUGAAAGGGCUCAGGAGCCGAGUCAUCACCCCUCCAGAGUAUACCGAGGAGAUCGAAGAAGCUCCUCACUCUGCGCACAAGCAGUCCCUCCAGGAGCAGCAAAGACUAGGCACAUUUGCUGAGUAUGAGGCAAGGUGGAACAUACAGAAGAAACCCCCGGAAACAAGAGCCUCUGGACGAUACCGGUCAGCUGAUAACAUCCUUGACCCAGGAACAGAGGACAGAACCAAACCCACCUGUUUCCAUGAGAGAUCUCGUUCCUCUCCCUCAGCUGACUUCUAUGGGCAGAAGAUUCCAGUUCCCGGAAGAAAGUCUGCAGAAUAUACCCAGCCAGAAAGUAAACCUGCCGAACAAUUCAACACUGCCACAAGGUUCUCUGACAGGGAGCCUGGUGACUGUAAAGUGAAAGAAAAGCCUGUGGAGUUUGAACAUUACUCAGCACCACCCCCACUGCCUGUGACAGGAACCAACCCUGAAAGCAGACACAGAGCUGCCCCUGCCUCUGUGUACCACAGGCCAACAUCUGUCCCCCAUAGUCUCAUAGACUCUACUCCUCAGCACCCUGAGGACCACAGCCACGUUGAACCACUGUCUGGCCUGAGGAGAAAGCCCUCUGCACCAGAAAGGCCUCCCCUGCCUAAGCUGGACAAUUCUAGACGUCCAGAGACUGCUUUCCAACUUGGCGACUCCCACGAGUCCUUCACCAGUUCCCAGAGUGAAGUCCUCAGCCACUGCUCUCCCAGCAGGGACCUUAACCCCACCCUUGUCACCACCCACUCUCCAAAGAGAGAUUCUGAGCAGAGCAAAGAACUUGUGGACAAAGAACAAGGGGCAGUGCAUCAAGUAUCAACAUCCAAUCCUCAGCCAGCCUCUUCUUCCCUGACUUCCUCCUACGGACCCACAGUGCUGGCCAGUAUGGAGGGGCAGCGCCCGCCAUCACCACAGUUUUCUCCACAAAGACUCAGUGACAAGCCUCCAGUCUUUCUGCAAGAUGAAGACACCAACAGGAUGGAGAAUGUGAUGGGAAACAACAAUACCGCAGUGAAGAAGGUGCCCAUCAGGAUUGUUCACUCAGAGAGCGCAAUAGAAAAGGGGAAUUAUCAGUACCUGUUGCAAAGUGACACGACCACUGCUGAAGCUGAGGGGCUUGGUGUGACCGGGCUCAGCAGUUUGGUCGCUCCAGACCAAGACUACGCUGUGUUCCGUGCCGUCACGUGGCAGAGGGAUCCUGACAGCACGCAAGCUGCUCAGACAGGCCUAAGGCCUCAGAAAGACACAGAUACAAACACUCAUGACAGUCAGCAGCCGUUGCAGCCUGCAGACGAGUCCAGUAGCAACAGGGUGGCCCUGAAGCCUGGGCUCUCUGAAGAGGACCAGAAGAGAGAAGAGCUGGCCCGGGACAUCAUGGGCAAGGACAAGUCUCUAGCUGACAUUCUGGACCAGAGCAAGAUGAAGACCACCAUGGACAUGAUGGAGGGCAUUUUCCCCCAGGGGGAGCAGCUGUUGGAGGGUGCUCACCAGCGCAGGAAGGUGCCCUCUAAGCACACUGCAUCCCGGCCUGCUGAGGAAAGGAAAGAAGAGGACAGUUUAGCUGCAGCUGUCGCCGUGGUGACCAGUUCUACAUAUUACAGCACAUCUGCUCCCAAGGCUGAGCUCCUUAUCAAGAUGAAGGACAUGCAGGAGCAGGAAGAGGAAGAUUCAGAGGAUGAACUGGAUAUUGAUCUUGCCAACAAGAAGCAAGAGCUGAUCGACAGCCUGAGCAGGAAGCUGCAGGUGCUGCGGGAGGCCAGGGAGAGUCUUCAGGAGGACAUCCUGGAAAACAACAGCCUAGGAGACGAGGUGGAGGCCGUCGUACAGCAGGUCUGCAAACCUAAUGAACUGGACAAGUUCAGGAUGUUUGUUGGGGACUUGGACAAGGUGGUCAGCCUGCUGCUGUCCCUGUCGGGUCGUCUGGCCCGGGUGGAGAACGCCCUCAACAAUCUGGAGGAGGACACCACUCCUGAGGAGAGGCGUAUAUUGAUUGAAAAAAGGAAGCUGUUGAUCCGACAGCAUGAGGACGCGAAGGAACUGAAGGAGAACCUUGACCGUCGGGAGCGAGUGGUUUAUGACAUCCUGGCCAGCUACCUGGAGGAAGAGAGCCUUACGGACUAUGAGCACUUUGUCAAGAUGAAGUCUGCACUCAUCAUCGAGCAGCGCAAGCUAGAGGAUAAGAUCAAACUGGGUGAGGAGCAGCUCAAGUGUCUGAUGGACAGUCUACCACUGGAGCAGAGGCUACCGUUGUGAAGAUGGAUUCUCAGUGACUGUUGCUCUUUAAAAAAAAAACACACACACACACACACACACAUACACACACAUACACACACACACACACACACACACACACACAGUCUGAAAGCUUACAGAUAGUUACUUUGGUCCAAAUUGCAGUUGAUCCCUUUGUCCAACAGAGGGCAGCAGAGAUUAUCAUCUGUAGACAGAGAAGACUUUGGGACAGGUGAGGAAUGUUAUAUUUUCUGUCAUUUUUCUCCCAGUCAUCACACACAGAUCAUGCUGUGGUGGAGCCAGAGCUUGUCCCAUUACUUCCUGUUUUUCACAUCUUCUCCUCUAAGCUGGACUGCCAUAAAUCCACUUGGACUGAUGGCCUCCCCUAAAUGACUCCUUUUUGAAAGGUGCUGUUUUCCCGGCAUCAGCCAUUGUAUCUGAUGCGUUUAAAAAGUAAUUCCAUGCCAUUACUUUUUUAAUGUGUUUUUUUUUUAGUAAUUUAUUGUAGUCUUUGGAAUCUGUACAGGAGGGGAGAGUAUUUUAUCUUCAACUGAUUUUAGCAGCCGUGUUAUCUGAUGUGUUUAUAUAGUCUGUCAACUUGGAGCAUUAAUCAAUGCCUAUUUCCACAUUACAAUAUGUUUCAUUGACUUUGCAUCCUGAAAUCCCUUUCCCCCUCCAAAAAAAACUGGCUCAAGUUGUCAGUGAAGUACAAGGGUUUUGUUUCUUAAUAUAUGUAAACUGGUGGCCUUUUACACAGAUUUUUGAUUCCUCACUUUCCUCCCCAAAGAAGAGGCUUUAAGAUCAGUAAAUUUCAUAAGCUUAAAUUGAGGGAGAGGCUUUAGUGCAGCAUCCCUGUGAAUGUACCUGUAAUGAGACAGUGAGCAGAUACUGGUCAUUUUAAAGAGCACUUGUUGGACUUCACUACACACAAGUAGCACUUGACGUCCCAGAGUUUUGUCGUUGGUGUGAUCCACAUCAGACAUUCCAGGGAGUCGCCCGAUCCUGUUUCAAUGAGAACACUACGCCGUCUUUGAGCACCAUCUUUAUGUUGCAUCUAUGAGUCCCAUUUUUAUAUGCAGCCCAAAAUACCGCUUCAUAUGUUUAUACUUACAAUAUAUGGACGACAUUUUAAUUGAUGAAGUGUAGCUGUAUAGUCUUAUUACCUCUGCAGGUUACAUUUUCUGCAUUUCCUCACAGUGCAGAUGAAGUGUGCUCAAAUUAGUGCUGAUUGGCUGCCCUUUUUAGGAGGAUACUAAAAAAGGAUCUACUUCUCAAAAUGAUAGAAUAAGCUGUGUGUUCGCAGUAUUUCAUAAGACACUUGUUAACUUGACUUCUAGUUUAUUUUCAACACUAAAAAAAUCUUCAAUGGUCAAGGUUCAUCAUAUUGCAACCCAAAAUGGAAAUAUUUCACUCAGAAGCAUUUUGACAGACUUUAUAUCUGAUGUCUUAAAUUUCACACUAAAGGAAGUAAAUGACUUCUCCAAGGACAAGACAGCUCGCAUGUAUUUUCUUUUGCAUAUUUGAGUAUGUUACAGUUUCACACGCUUCAUGCACUGCUACAGCUUGUCUUUUAACACUUUAUUAUCAGCUGUGCUACUUUAUAUAAAAUAAAGGGUCUGCUGAAACCAG